UUUUCGCACCAACCUUGAAUUUGAAGCCCUGUGAAGAAUCGCAACGUUUGGUCUCAGUUCUCAAAGAAAGUUAAUAUCAUGGACACGACACCGAAAGCACAAAAAUCACUGUCUGUGUUGUACACUCCGAACAAUGAUGUCGAUGCUAACGUUAGUCCACCAUCUUCAAAGAUAAGGACUAUGAGCUCUUCCCUGAGGCAAAGACUGAAGAGAAGCCGUCGCUCUUUCACAUCACCUCUUGCAGUGGCUAAAAGACUCAAUGUGGACGAAGGGGACGACAUGCCAAUAAAACCCACAGAGGAAGAAGAAAGGGACGACUUUCCCGCAUCCCCGACAAUAGACGGCACUAUCCAGCUAAAAAUGGUGAAGGAGCAUACGGAAAUGGACUUGAACCACAAUGAAAAAAAAUUGUGCGAACGGCCAGUCAAGCAAACCUUAGAGAUGCAUGCGGAUUCUGCACAAUUCCCUCAGACAGACAUUCUUCAGCUACGAGAUGCUCUGAGGCGGGAGGUGAAAGAGAAGGCAGAGACACUGCGGAGGCUCCAGAUGGUCAAAAUGUACCGGAAAAAGAACGACCUGUCACGGCUGCGUACGCUGAGCAUGAAGUGGCGUCAAUGUGCACAGGGGGUCCUGUAUGAGCUGCAGACAGCCCUGCCUGCGGACGGUCACAAAGCCAGCCUUGGCCAGCUCAUGGACCAGUUUGGCCUGGAGGACCGCCUGCUGCAUUAUGACCGCACAGAGGAUGACUUCAGAGAAGUCUGAACAGAAUUAAAAAAAGAAAGAAAAAGAAAAAACAGAACCACCACAACCACUUAGCACAAUCACAGGUGCCUUAACAAGAAGUUUUCUGUGUCAGAAGAACCAUGGUUACCACCACUUGGUCUCGGGCAUUGUCCUGGGAAGGCCUCAGCGAAUUUCUUGCUGC
Sardina pilchardus (European sardine) is the source of this 925-nucleotide messenger RNA. It is a transcript of the gene sfr1, whose product is annotated as SWI5-dependent homologous recombination repair protein 1. The coding region runs from base 79 to 762 and encodes 227 amino acids. The transcript has 3 exons. NCBI's taxonomy places the organism in Eukaryota, Metazoa, Chordata, Actinopteri, Clupeiformes, Clupeidae. Gene Ontology annotation, biological process: double-strand break repair via homologous recombination; positive regulation of DNA-templated transcription. The record is from RefSeq and is a predicted model, not a curated record. Gene Ontology annotation, cellular component: Swi5-Sfr1 complex.